AAGUACACACUAAUUACUACCAGGACCACACUUACCGGCAAUAUAUAUACUCAAGCCUUUGGGACGCUCUCUUCUGGGACCCAGCAUCACACACGCUCGUUUUGCCUAGGGGCAAACUUGUCAUAUUAUCUCUUUAAGUAACUCCGCUACCCUUACUAGCACACACGUCUUGCGGUUAUAACUACGCAUAGAAAAUGUCGUCUGUAGACCGCGUCGCUUACAUGGACAACACAAGGAGCAGUCAGAUCACAGAACAGAUUCUACGAGAGAAAGGCAUACAACGAAAAUACUUUCAGGAGCAGGAGGCAGCCGGACGCAUCGUGCCUAAGCCGCCCACACCCCCACCUGUUCACAAGUCCCUGCUGGAGACGGUGGGCAUCCCAGAGCACGUGAAGACCAUUAGGCAAGACCCUGAACAGGCCUUGAGCUUGAGUAUCAGCAAACACACGUGGAAGGCGAACCCGGGGUAUAUCGUCCGCGACGGGGCGACAACUGCCUCGGUUAUGAAGAAGGACUACGUGUGGGAUGAGGAGGAGGUGCAGCUCAUGAAGGAGCAGGGCUACCUGGAUAAGAAGUUCAACCGGCGGCGUGAUGACUUCGUGGACUACUGCGAGGCCUCCGCCCGCAUGACCCACCUCAUGAAGGGGCCCGCUGUGUCCAAGUAAAUGGGCAGCAGAGCAUUUAGGUGUUUUGGAACUGGGCAUGAUUAUAGCUUAGCAGGCGGGCCCUUCCCUGCUGGGGGAGAGCAUGCAGUUCAAUGCGUAAGGGGCAAUAUGAGGAGGCUGCGCAUUGACUGCUGGAACCCAACUUUCGUAGGUGGAUAUCUUUUUCUUCGACCGCGUAGGUCUUUCCUGGGAUAGCAGGGUAGGCUGUCAACGAAACACACGACAGCACGUGGGCAGCUGUGCAGGUAGAUCGUGCGGGUCUGCGGGUAGCUGUGUAUAUACUACUUUCUUCCUUCUGUGAGCUGGCCAAGAGCGGAUGUGCCUUCACUGCUUGUGCAUUAUUCAUUAGGUAGCAAGGCUGCGGCGGUGAUUAUUGAUCAAAUGUAGGCAGAUGACGUGAAGGCCACUCAUGCUGUACUAGGGCUGCUAAUCUAUGUGUGUGGAGACAUCGAAGUUUAGGGGCUCUUUAGUGGAUACGAUUAGCAUCCCAAACCAUGUCCUCCCCUCUUAUGUGGUCGCAUCACCCCGGGGUAGACUCGCUAAAUAGUGUGACGGAAUAAGUGCCUCCUCAGCAUUAUGAGGCAUGAUUGGCACCAGACAAGCUAAGAAGCCUCACCAGUGAGGCUUUCGGCUAUGGUCAGCUGCGUGCCGGAGUGUAAGAUGUACGGAGCGUGCUGUACAUCAUCGGUCCAUGUAACCCAUCAUGUGCAAUAGUGCAUUAGUCUUCUUGCACCCAAGCAUGCUUACAGCUAAUACUCUUUUUUUGUAAGACCGCAACCUGGACCGCACCACGGAUGUAGCCCACAGUCGUCAGCUUCUUACCCUCAACAAGCCGAAGGAAACAAGCCUUCCUAGGUUUAAUAUGGCCACCAAGCGGAAGUUAACGGAGGAUGUCACUGUGGAGGGUGGCGAGCUUGAUACAUCUAACCAUGCCCACAUCAUUCCUUUGGGAGCGGGAUCGGAAGUGGGGCGCUCGUGUAUCAUCUUUAAAUAUCAGGACAAAACGGUGAUGUUCGACUGCGGCAUCCACCCCGCCUUUAAGGGUAUGGACAGCCUGCCCUUGCUGGACACUAUCGACAUCGAUACUGUUGAUGUUGCUCUGAUCACACACUUCCAUCUGGACCACUGUGCGGCCGUACCAUACCUCCUCCGCAAGACCCGCUUCAAGGGUCGCAUCUUCAUGACCCACCCCACCAAGGCCAUCUACUACUCCCUGCUGCGCGACCUGGCCAAGGGCGCCAAGCACAGCAGCGACGAGGCGCUGUUCAACGAGGACGACCUGGACGCCUCCAUGGAGCGCAUCGAGGUGGUGGACUUCUACCAGACCAUCGAGGUGGCGGGCAUGCAGAUCACCCCCUACCGGGCCGGCCAUGUGAUCGGCGCCGCCAUGUUCCUAGUGGAGGUGGCGGGGCUGCGCUGCCUCUACACAGGCGACUACUCGCGACUGCCGGACCGCCACCUGCCAGCGGCGGACAUUCCGCCCGUCACCCCGCACAUAGUGAUCGUUGAGAGCACGUACGGCACCAGCCGCCACCUGCCCCGGCAGCAGCGCGAGCAGCUGCUGCUGGACACCAUCCGCACCACCCUCAACCGGGGCGGCAGGGUGCUGAUGCCGGUGGUGGCGCUGGGCAGGGCGCAGGAGCUGCUGCUGCUGUUGGAUGAGUUCUGGGAGGCCCACAAGGGCGAGCUGGGCGGCAUCCCCAUCUACCAGGCCUCCUCCAUGAUGAGCAAGGCGCUGGGGGUGUACCAGACGUACGUGGAGUCGCUCAACGACGACAUCAAGCGGGUCUUCCAUGACCGCAACCCCUUCAAAUUCCGCCACGUGCAGACGUUGAAGAGCCCCGCGCACUUCAUCUCCGACUACUCCGGCCCCUGCGUCAUCAUGGCCACCCCCUCGGGGCUGCAGUCGGGCGCCUCGCGGGACUUCUUCGAGGCCUGGUGCGAGGACGCGCGCAACACCUGCAUCAUAUGCGACUUUGCGGUGCAGGGCACUCUGGCCAAGGAGAUCCUGGGGGGGCCAACCUCCAUCACGACGAGAGAGGGACGCAGGGUCCCCCUCCGCAUGUCCGUCCACAACAUCUCCUUCUCCGCGCACGCCGACUUCGAGCAGACCUCCACCUUCUUAGACACCGUACGGCCGCCCCACGUGGUGCUCGUGCACGGGGAGUACAACGAGAUGCGCAAGCUGGCGAAGGCGCUCAAGGACGGAGCCAAGGCGGCGGGGGUGGCGAGGGAGGUGUACACACCCGUGCUGGAGCAGACAGUGGCGAUCCAGCACACACCCGACCGCAGCGUGCGGCUGCAGGGCCGGCUGGGCGAGAAGCCGCCUCGCGAGGGCGCGGUGGUGCGCGGUGUGCUUGUACGGCAGGCGGGCGGCUUCAGCCAGCAGCUGCUGCACCCGGACGACCUGCCGGCCUACACCAAGCUGCUCAAGGGGCGCGUCACGCAGCGGCAGGCGCUCAGCGUGGGCGUGCCCUUCUCCGUGAUCCGGCUGGCGCUGGAGGUGAUGUUCGAGGGCGUGGAGGGCGCGGGUACGCUGCCGGUGACGUCGGUGGCGGGUGCGGCCGGCAAGGGCGGGGAGGUGCUUGCAGUGGUGGUGGGUGACACGGUGACGGUGCGCUACGUGCCGGCGGACGACGCCGCGGGGGUGGACUCGCAUGUGGUGCUGGAAUGGGAGGGCGGGCGGCAGGGGGACAUGGUGGCGGAUGCGGUGAUUGCGGUGGUGCUGCAGACCGCGGGCGAGCCCCCAGCGGCCGCCAGCGCCGAGUCAGCCAUGCUGGCGGCUCGUGCCGCGGGCGACGAGGCGGCCGCCAGCGCCGCGGAGCUGCACCUGAUCGCCGCACUGCUCCGGAGCCAGUACGGCCCGGCGGCGGUGGACGAGGCCCGCGGCGUCAUCAACCUCACGGUGGACGGGGCGGCUGCGGUGGUGGACCACCGGGAGGGGAAGGUGCUGUGCGGGGAGGCGGGGCUGAGGGGGCGCAUUGAGAAGAGCCUGGACCGGCUGGCGGCGGCCAUUCGUCCCGUGGCGGUGGACCGGCCGCAGCGGUGAGAGGAGUGGUAUGAGGGAGGGGUGCGGUGUGCUUGGGAGGACGGAUACACUCGGCGAUCAAACCUUGGCACGUACGACGGCGUGGUAAUGGGUUGUUAGGUUAGUUGGUAGCUUGUACACUAUGGUUGAGCUCAUAGAUAGGUGUCAUAGGGCAGGUUCGGCAGGUUGGGUCUGGGUGCAGUGUCAUUGCGGUUAGGAGCAUGCAGGUUGGUUGACUGGCUGUUGUUUCUGGCUCCUUUCCCUGAAAGGAUAGGGGUGUUGGCUGACGUGCAUGGGGCUCACCUAGGGCUGGCCUGGACUGUACGAUCAAGACAGCUGUGCUAAAGGGCGCAACAAAGGGCACAGCACUGGGUAACGAACCCCCGCACGUAACACUGUACACCAAUUCUUAGUUGAUUGCGUCCGUACAAUCAAUCUCAUCGUGUACUUUCAUACGUAUGUUUCAGAGGAAACUCUUACACGACACCACAAAACACUGCGUCAUCGGUUAGAUGCACAACGGCAACGGGGAGUUCCAGCUUUGACAAAGAAAGGACAAGUCAGGAAUACCGAAAGCAGCAUCGCCGCCAUCCAAGCGCAAGCAACAUUGCUGUACGAUAAAAAUGCGUUGCGCAGGACAACAACUCCAUGUAACCGUUGGUGGUCUAUUAACGCCACAAUCCGUUCUAACCAGAGCCCGGCUGUUGUCUGUAAGGGGAUGGCAGCCAUGCUGCCGCCCCACAUCUGGACUCCCACUGAUGUACCUA
Astrephomene gubernaculifera is the source of this 4460-nucleotide messenger RNA. The record is from the annotation of a GenBank genome assembly. Lineage: Eukaryota; Viridiplantae; Chlorophyta; Chlorophyceae; Chlamydomonadales; Astrephomenaceae.